This is a messenger RNA of Alligator mississippiensis (American alligator), 1537 nucleotides long. RefSeq names its product arginine and serine rich protein 1 (gene RSRP1). NCBI's taxonomy places the organism in Eukaryota, Metazoa, Chordata, Crocodylia, Alligatoridae. The record is from RefSeq and is a predicted model, not a curated record. The transcript is spliced from 6 exons. The coding region runs from base 29 to 1183 and encodes 384 amino acids.
GGGGGGCCGAGAGCGGGGCGCUGCCGACAUGGGGGUGACCCACGGAGCGGGGGGGUCCCCGCAGGACCCGUGCGGGGGCGGCCUGCCCAACGGCGACCAGAGCGGGAGGGGGUGUGCUGCUGCCCCCAGCGGAACCGAGACUGGGCAUUCGAGUGGAACAUCAGUCAAAGCAGAGACAGUUGCUAAAAGCACUGGCACUGAGAAGGUGAAGGCUAAUAAGACAGAUGAGAUGACAGACUUCAUGGAUGAUUUAACUCUAAGCUCUCCAGAGGGGAGAAAUUCCCACUCCAGGUCCAAAAGAAGUCGUGACAGAUCAACAUCAAGAUCAUCGAGCAGAUCAUCUUCCAGUUCACAGUCCAGUUCAAGUUCUUCGUCUUCGGCUUCUUCAAGGAGUUGGAGCAGGUCUAGAACCAGAUCAAGGUCAAGAGCUAGAAGAAAUGGUUCCAGGAGGUACAGACGGUACUCCAGAUCGUAUUCCAGAAGCUGUUCGAGAUCACGUAGCUAUCGAUGUAGGGGAAGGUGCUAUCCUAGGCACUACAGAAGAUACCGCCGUUCUCCUCCAAAGUACAGAUCACGCAGUCGGUCGUGGUCUCGUGGAAGAUCGUAUUACAGAAGAUCUUACUCUAGAAGCAGAUCGCGAUCAAGAGGCCGGCGUUACUAUGGAUUUGGGAGAACCGUAUAUCCUGAAGCUUACAGAAAUUGGAGAAACAGGUCACGAACAAGAUCCCGUAGUAGAUCUCCUCUCCAUUUAAGUGAGAAAGAUAAGAGGGAACUCCUGGAAAUAGCCAAGGCUAAUGCUGCCAGAGUCCUGGGAACAAAUAACAUUGUGUUGCCAGCUAGUUUGAGACUCAACACUGCUUCCAAAGAGACAAACAGCGGAAACCUGAAAAGUGAAGAUGCUGCAGAGUCUACUGAGCCAUCUGGAAGACUUACGGAAGACUUGCUUAGAAGUGGAACUGAGAGAGCUACUGCACAGAGAGGCAUUUCUUUCAGCCCUAAUAACACAAUGGCGAAGCCGGUAGCUCAGAAACCUGCAAGUCUCUCUGUUAAAGAGAUAACAAUUUCCCCAGGAAGAGAAGAUGACAGAAAAGGAAAUCCUUAUGGGCAAUGGGUUCCUAUCAAGAAAGAAGAAAACUCAUUUUUAAACUUCUCUCCUAAAAGUGCACCCUUUCGAGCACACUAAUACUGCUUCUCUUGCUUUUCUAUGUAGAGUUGUGAUACUUAAGCAUUCCAGUAGUGAAGUCUGAACUCCUCCUACCAGGCUGAAGAUCUUUGUUUUAAUACUGAGUAUUUACUGAGAGGUUUUUAAUUUUGGAAUAUUAGGUUUGUCUUUCAGAUAGAAGACUGAGCACAGUGGUCCAGAAAUUACAGGUGGGAAUCUUUGUAUAUUUUGUAAAAAGCUUUUUGCAACACUGUAAUGGAUUAGAAAUUACAGGUGGGUAAUCUUUUCUCAUGUUAGUUUAGCAGUCCGUGUUCUGAAUACUUGUAUUGUGUAUCUGUUUACUUGGAAUAAAUAAAGCUUUAGUUUUUGAACUUG